This is a messenger RNA of Zea mays, 5060 nucleotides long. Its product is annotated as ABC transporter G family member 39. Lineage: Eukaryota; Viridiplantae; Streptophyta; Magnoliopsida; Poales; Poaceae. The record is from RefSeq and is a predicted model, not a curated record. Gene Ontology annotation, cellular component: membrane. Gene Ontology annotation, molecular function: ABC-type transporter activity; ATP binding; ATP hydrolysis activity. Bases 480 to 4820 code for a protein of 1446 amino acids. The transcript has 24 exons.
UUUCGUCAGCUUUCCAAUUCUCAAAUCGCGGACAUGGAAUGCUCUCCCGUCGAGACUUCAGCGCCGCCACCUGCUGCUUUGUUCCACGCCAGCCGCGGCGCAUUGCUGUUCUUCCAUGCCAGCUACCGCUCCUCUCGCCAGCUCUACAAGGGGAGGGUUGAAAUGGACGGCGCCUGCUUCGUGUUACCGCAACGAACGUCUCGUGCACACCAAGUGUGUGUGUGUUGGGGGGGGGGUUUGCAAGGAACGGGGAUUACGCCGUCAUUCGGAUUUGGAGGAAUGGAGCCGCCCUGCAUCUUAACAGGGUCCAAUGUGGAACAAGCAUAGCUUGCUUAAACCAUGCAUAUAUACAGUAGCAAACAAUAACAAAAGACAGGAGACACGAUUGAGCAAGAACACAAAAAACAAGAAAGGAUCAAAUAAACAGGAGAUUAACAACAAAGGAGUUUGAAGAGGUCGAUUGGGCUGGGGCUCUAAGCAUGGAAGAUGACAGCAGGAGGGUGGAUACGAUGCAGAUGGGGAGCAACCUGGAUGGGAGCUUGCUGCGGAGAUCAUCAUCAUGGUGGGCAUCGAGAGGAAACAAUGCAUUCUGGUGGCCAGCGAGGGAGGACGACGACGAGGAGGCGCUGAGAUGGGCGGCCAUAGAGAAGCUACCCACCUACGACCGCAUGAGGAAAGGCAUCCUGACAGCAGUGGGUGACGGCAUACAGGAGGUGGACAUCCAAGGGCUCAACAUGCAGGAAAGGAAAUGCCUCAUCCAGCGCCUCAUCCGCAUCCCCGAGGAGGACAACGAGAGGUUCCUUCUGAAGCUGUGUGAACGGAUGGAGAGAGUUGGGAUUCAGAACCCAACAAUAGAAGUGCGGUUUGAGCAUUUGACCAUUGACACAGAGAUCUAUGUUGGCAAACAGGGAGUCCCAACAUUUACCAACUUCUUCUCCAACAAAGUCAGGGAUGCUUUGAUUGCUUUGCACAUUAUCUCAAGUGGUAAGAGACCUAUAUGCAUCCUUCAUGGCAUCAGUGGAAUCGUAAGACCAAACAGAAUGUCUUUGUUGCUAGGUGCUCCUGGAUCUGGGAAAACGAGUCUACUUCUGGCUUUGGCAGGGAAACUCGACUCAACUCUGAAGAUGUCAGGAAGGGUGACUUAUAAUGGACAUGCCAUGGAUGAAUUUGUCCCCCAAAGUACAUCGGCAUACAUUGGGCAGCACGAUGUUCACAUAGGUGAAAUGACGGUCCGUGAAACAUUAGCGUUUGCUGCAAGAUGUCAAGGAGUUGGAACCCGUUAUGAUAUGCUCACUGAACUCUCAAGAAGAGAAAAACAUGCCAAAAUUAAGCCAGAUCCUGACAUUGAUGUUUACAUGAAGGCCAUCUCCCAGGAAGGACAAGAGAACUUCAUCACUGAUUACGUCCUCAAAAUUUUGGGUCUGGAUAUCUGUGCAGAUAUAAUGGUCGGAGACUCUAUGAUCAGAGGUAUCUCAGGAGGACAAAAGAAGCGUGUCACAAUAGGUGAGAUGCUUGUUGGGCCAGCUAAUACACUAUUCAUGGAUGAAAUCUCCAAUGGUCUGGACAGCGCCACUGCCUAUCAGAUCGUCAACUCUCUAAGGCAGUCGGUCCACAUCCUUGGUGCCACUGCACUCAUCUCAUUGCUUCAGCCUGCACCUGAAAUAUAUGAGCUAUUUGAUGACAUUGUUCUCCUUGCUGAGGGCCAGAUCGUGUACCAGGGUCCUCGAGAAAAUGUCCUCGAGUUUUUUGAGGCCAUGGGUUUCAGAUGUCCUGAUAGGAAAGGUGUUGCAGAUUUCCUGCAAGAAGUUACAUCUAGGAAGGAUCAAUACCAGUACUGGUGUACAAGAGAUGAACCAUAUCGGUACAUUUCAGUAAAUGACUUCGUAGAUUCCUUCAAAGCAUUCCAUGUUGGCCAUGCAUUGCAGUCGGAGCUCGAGCUGCCCUUCGAUCGAACCAAGAACCACCCUGCUGCCCUCACAACAUCAAAGUUUGGUAUCAGCAAGAUGGAGCUUCUCAAGGCAUGCUUUUGUAGGGAGUGGCUGAUGAUGAAGAGGAACUCAUUUGUUUACAUCAUCAAAAUAGUGCAGCUCAUAAUCCUAGGAACCAUUACAAUGACGGUCUUCCUGCACACAAAAAUGCAUCGACACAGUGUUGAAGAUGGAGUCAUCUUUCUAGGUGCGAUGUUCCUUGGAUUAGUCACACAUUUGUUCAAUGGUUUUGCUGAGGUUGCCAUGAGCAUUGCAAAGCUGCCAAUAUUUUAUAAGCAAAGAGAUAAUCUCUUCUAUCCAUCAUGGGCAUAUGCAUUGCCUACAUGGUUGAUCAAGAUCCCAAUAUCAUUCUUGGAAUGUGCUGUUUGGACUGGCAUGACUUACUAUGUCAUCGGUUUUGAUCCAAGCAUCGAAAGGUUCUUCCGCCAUUACCUACUGCUUGUACUGAUAAGCCAGAUGGCAUCUGGUCUUUUCCGGCUUCUUGCUGCAGUAGGAAGAGAGAUGGUUGUUGCAGACACGUUUGGCUCAUUUGCUCAGAUUGUCCUGCUGAUUCUUGGUGGAUUCUUGAUAGCAAGAAAUAACAUCAAGAAAUCAUGGAUUUGGGGUUACUGGUCCUCCCCUCUGAUGUAUGCCCAGAAUGCCAUAGCGGUGAAUGAGUUCCUUGGCAAUAGUUGGCAGGUCGAUAGGGCAGAAAACAAUGACACGCUUGGUGUCCAAAUCCUAAAGGCACGCGGCAUUUUUGUAGGCCCAAAGUGGUACUGGAUUGGUGUUGGAGCAUUGCUUGGAUACAUCAUGAUCUUCAAUUUACUCUUUGUACUGUUCCUUGACUGGCUUGGCCCACUUAGAAAAGGCCAGACUGUUGUUUCUGAGGAGGAACUGAGAGAGAAGCAUGUAAACCGUACUGGUGAGAAUGUUGAAUUGGCGCUUCUUGGAACAGACUGCCAGAAUUCACCAUCUGAUGGAAGUGGAGAAAUCUCCAGAGCAGACACCAAGAACAAGAAGGGAAUGGUACUUCCAUUUACACCAUUGUCAAUCACCUUUAACAAUAUCAAAUACUCCGUGGACAUGCCUCAGGAAAUGAAAGACAAAGAUAUUACUGAAGACCGGCUACUACUGCUGAAGGGUGUAAGUGGAGCCUUCAGACCUGGAACCCUUACAGCAUUGAUGGGAGUCAGCGGAGCGGGUAAGACAACUCUGUUGGAUGUGUUGGCAGGAAGGAAAACUAGUGGCUACAUCGAAGGUGACAUUUACAUAUCUGGAUACCCAAAGAAGCAAGAGACCUUUGCUCGGAUCGCUGGUUACUGCGAGCAAAGCGAUAUCCACUCUCCACAUGUCACUGUUUAUGAAUCCCUCCUGUUCUCAGCAUGGCUCCGGUUGCCACCUGAAGUUGACUUGGAAGCAAGAAAGAUGCAUGUGGAAGAUGUUGCUGAACUUGUCGAGCUCAUUCCACUGAGAGGAGCAUUGGUGGGGCUGCCAGGAGUGAAUGGUUUGUCUACCGAACAGAGGAAGAGGCUCACUAUAGCAGUUGAGCUCGUUGCCAACCCAUCCAUCAUAUUCAUGGACGAACCAACUUCGGGACUAGAUGCGACGGCAGCUGCAAUCGUGAUGAGGACAGUCAGAAACACGGUCGAUACUGGACGAACUGUCGUCUGCACGAUCCAUCAGCCCAGCAUCGACAUCUUUGAAGCUUUUGAUGAGCUGUUCCUGUUAAAAUGGGGAGGUGAAGAAAUAUACGUCGGCCCCUUAGGACACAAGUCAUGCCACCUAAUCAAAUACUUCGAGGGUUUACAAGGCGUGAAGAAAAUCAAGGACGGUUGCAAUCCUGCGACAUGGAUGUUGGAAGUGACCACCGUAGCUCAAGAAGCCAUUCUUGGGUGCAACUUUGCUGAAGUAUACAGGAAUUCAUAUUUAUACCGGAAGAACAAAAUUUUGGUCAGUGAAUUAAGCACACCUCCGCCUGGAUCCAAAGACUUGUACUUCCCAACACAGUACUCACAAUCCUUCAUCACACAGUGCAUGGCCUGCCUAUGGAAGCAACACAAGUCAUACUGGAGAAACCCAUCAUACACUGCAAAUAGAAUUUUCUUCACCGCACUUAUUGCCUUCGUGUUUGGAACCAUCUUCUUGAGCUUAGGCAAGAAAGUUGGCAAGAGGCAGGACCUGUUUGACGCUUUGGGAUCCAUGUAUGCCGCGGUCCUUUUGAUUGGAGUUCAGAAUGGCCUAACCGUACAGCCGAUAGUAGAUGUUGAGAGAACGGUAUUCUACCGAGAAAAGGCUGCUGGAAUGUACUCCGCUCUACCCUACGCUUUUGCACAGGUUGUAAUUGAGAUCCCACACAUCUUCCUCCAGACUGUUGUGUACGGUCUCAUCAUAUACACCUUGAUAGGCUUCGACUGGACAGUCCAGAAGUUCUUUUGGUACAUGUUCUUCAUGUACUUCACGUUCAUGUACUUCACGUUCUACGGGAUGAUGGCAGUUGCCAUGACACCGAACAGCGACAUCGCCGCCCUAGCUUCAACUGCGUUCUACGCAAUAUGGAAUAUCUUUGCUGGCUUCAUUAUCCCCCGACCAAGGAUACCGAUAUGGUGGCGAUGGUACUCGUGGGCAUGCCCAGUGGCUUGGACACUAUAUGGACUUGUGGCUUCCCAAUUUGGAGAUAUUACAGAUGUUAAGCUGGAAGACGGAGAAAUAGUGAAAGAUUUCAUCGACAGAUUCUUUGGGUUUACCCAUGACCACUUGGGCUAUGCAGCCACUGCCGUUGUUGGUUUCACGGUUCUCUUCAGUUUCAUGUUUGCCUUCUCCAUCAAAGUAUUCAACUUCCAGAUAAGAUAAGAACACAUCUCAAACGGAUUCAGCUGUGAUUACUGAUUACGCUCACUUUUGUAAUACAAGGAUACAAUAAGGUGCUGUUUGGUCCGCAUAUUUGUAAUAUGAUGGGUAACUGAUAACAUUAAAUCAUUUUUAUUUAAGUUUAACCGUAAUCGGAUGUCACACUAGAAAGUGAUACUGGUAUACUCAAACUUAUUACCGUUGCUAUUUAAGCAUGAAUCAUUACUAUUGCUAUUUACAUUA